Aspergillus mulundensis is the source of this 1428-nucleotide messenger RNA. RefSeq names its product NADH-quinone oxidoreductase subunit D. Gene Ontology annotation, molecular function: NAD binding; NADH dehydrogenase (ubiquinone) activity; quinone binding. Gene Ontology annotation, biological process: mitochondrial electron transport, NADH to ubiquinone. The transcript is spliced from 3 exons. The record is from RefSeq and is a predicted model, not a curated record. The coding region runs from base 1 to 1428 and encodes 475 amino acids. NCBI's taxonomy places the organism in Eukaryota, Fungi, Ascomycota, Eurotiomycetes, Eurotiales, Aspergillaceae.
AUGGCUGCCUCCUUUGCUCGCCUGGCGGGCAAUGCCCCCAAAAAGCUGUGCCUCCGCCCCUCCGGCUUUGCUCGCAGCACCCUUGCUCCCAGAUCACGGUCGAUUGCGACGUCAGUGCCUCGCCGAGCCGCCGAGCCUACCAGCUACCAGGCCACUCGACUGAUUCCGACCGACCCGAGCUUCUCACAUUUCGCCAACAAGGACUCUGAAGUACCGGAGCUCCCCGCUGGUCUGGAGUCCGAGGCUGAGGGCGUCGGCCGCAAAAUUCGCCAUUACACCGUCAACUUUGGUCCUCAACAUCCUGCCGCUCACGGUGUGCUUCGAUUGAUUCUGGAAAUCAAUGGCGAGGAAAUCGUCCGCGCCGAUCCCCACGUCGGAUUGCUGCACCGUGGUACCGAGAAGUUGAUUGAAUACAAGUCAUAUAUGCAGGCGCUGCCUUACUUUGACCGUCUGGAUUAUGUCUCUAUGAUGACGAACGAGCAAUGUUUCUCGCUGGCUGUCGAGAAGCUCCUAAACGUCGACAUCCCCAUUCGGGCCAAGUACAUCCGUACACUGUUUGGAGAGAUCACCCGUAUCCUGAACCACCUCAUGUCCGUUCUUUCACACGCUAUGGAUGUUGGUGCUUUGACGCCAUUCUUGUGGGGUUUCGAAGAGCGUGAGAAACUUAUGGAAUUUUACGAGCGAGUAUCCGGUGCCCGUCUCCACGCCGCCUACGUCCGUCCCGGUGGUGUCUCCCAGGAUCUUCCCCUCGGCCUCCUCGACGACAUCUACCAGUGGGCCACUCAGUUCGGUGACCGUAUCGACGAAACCGAGGAACUCCUCACAGACAACCGUAUCUGGAAGGCCAGAACCCAGGGCGUCGGUGUUGUCAGCGCCGCCGAUGCGCUCAACAUGAGUUUCACUGGUGUCAUGCUCCGUGGUUCCGGUGUCCCAUGGGAUAUCCGCAAGUCCCAGCCCUACGAUGCCUACGACCAGGUCGAGUUUGACGUCCCCGUCGGUGUCAACGGUGACUGCUACGACCGUUAUCUCUGCCGCAUGGAGGAGUUCCGCCAGUCCCUCCGCAUCAUCCACCAGUGCCUCAACCAGAUGCCCGCUGGUCCCGUCCGCGUCGAGGACUACAAGAUCAUGCCCCCUCCCCGUGCCGCCAUGAAGGAGAAUAUGGAGGCCCUCAUCCACCACUUCCUCCUCUUCACCAAGGGUUACGCCGUUCCCCCCGGAGAGACCUACUCCGCCAUCGAGGCCCCCAAGGGUGAGAUGGGUGUGUUCUUGGUCUCCGACGGUAGCGAACGACCCUACCGCUGCAAGAUCCGCGCUCCCGGAUUUGCCCACUUGGGUGGUUUCGAUCAGAUCUCUCGCGGCCAUCUUCUGGCAGAUGCUGUCGCUAUCAUUGGUACCAUGGAUCUCGUGUUCGGUGAAGUCGACCGGUAA